AUGGCAUCAGCAGGCUCAUGGCUGGAGAGGGAAGAGCAGUCAUCCACAGAGGCGUGCCCGGGAGAGUUUGCAAUCCUGACUUCGAUGUGGUUCAUUGUCACCGAUGAGAAGAAGUGGAAGUGGACUGAGCCCGACAUCACCACCAAGAAUGGCUUGCACUACGUCAAGAUCAGCAAGUGGGACCGCAACUUCGUCCGCUUUGCGACAGGGAAGCCGUUGGACCUUCGAGAUUGCCGAAGCUCGGGCGCAAACGCAAAAGUGCUCGAUGAUAUUGCGACCAGACGAAACACGGCCUCUAGGCAGGCAGUUGAAAAAGAACUUGCCUUGCUAGCCGAUGCGGGCAGCGAGGGUGAGGUGCAGAAGCUUAAGAGGAAAGUCCGGGUAGAAGACGGGGAUCUUCUCCCUAACCCCUUCGUCACCGUGGAGUUUCCGGAGUUUGAGCACAACGGCCAGGUCUAUGGCCCCCUUCUGCCAAAGCUGUUGUGGGCGAUCUCAGGCUCUUCGUUCUACAUCGAGGCCAUUGAGCCGAACCUCUUGUACCUCAAGCACGCUGUGCAGUUGGGCCUGGAGAGCGGCCAGCUUGGUCGGAGCCGA
Durusdinium trenchii is the source of this 594-nucleotide messenger RNA. The record is from the annotation of a GenBank genome assembly. NCBI's taxonomy places the organism in Eukaryota, Dinophyceae, Suessiales, Symbiodiniaceae.